This is a messenger RNA of Acaulospora colombiana, 1743 nucleotides long. NCBI's taxonomy places the organism in Eukaryota, Fungi, Glomeromycota, Glomeromycetes, Diversisporales, Acaulosporaceae. The record is from the annotation of a GenBank genome assembly.
AUGCCGCAGGGGUCAAAGCCAUUGGAACAAUUAGCUGACGAGCUUGUUCUCGAGAUCGUUGAUCACCUGAGCUUGACGGACCAGCAAUUCUACAAACAACAGUCCACAACCCCACUCAAUUUGGAUAUCUGGAAUCUUUCUCUGUGCAACAGAAGGCUAUCCUCUAUCCUUAUCCCAUCACUCUACCAUUCCAUAUGUAUCGACAAAGCCUCCCAGCUACUAGGCCUUCUUCGACGUGUGAUCGAUAACUCUAUUGACGGUGGCCUUGUGAAACGCCUUCUUCUUGUACGCGAAAAUAUCGAGAAAUGGAUAGAGACCGCUAAAGGGGCCGUUUCCUCCGGAUUCCUUGCAUUUGCGAUCCGGGAGGGUCAUUUAUGGGCAAAGACAUUGAGCUUCUUGCUUCAGUUUCCCAAACUGAAUGGACUGGGCAUCGAGCCUUCACUCCUACUGUAUGACUCGUUACACAAUAUCAAUAUCAUUACAACCGGUGAAGUCUUUAAAGCCCUUCACUCUGUUGUCGUCGUCGUGCCAGGUCCUGCUAUCAGCCAAACACCGGUCGAUAUCUCAACGUUGGUCCCCUUCCUUCUCGUCCCUUCCCUGCGUCAAGUCCAGGCUUAUCAUAUAAGAACAAUAUACUCUACAUCCUAUGAAAAUUGGCUCUUGGCACGUGAAAAAAUCAGUCUCCCAUCAUGGCGUAGGACGUCCAAUGUUGAAGCAUUAGCUCUACUAUCGUCCGGCGUUCACGGUGACGACCUGGGACGCCUUCUACAGCUUCCACGUACCCUCAAAUCAUUCACAGUUGGUUUGGUCUCACCCGAUUCAUAUGGUUCGAUUUCAGGUCCACGACCAAUUUAUCAAGCCCUCAACCGCGUUUCGGAUACCCUCGAAGCUCUUACCAUACGUUGGAUCGAUGCAUUGCCUUUGACAACGGCCUCCUGGUCAUUUAUACAUUUUGGGUUACUUAAGCGAUUAGCCAUUAACUGGACCUUAAUCGCCGGGAGCGAUCCUGGCGCUGCUCCAAAUUUGGCGGACCUUCUCCCUCCAGUACUUGAAACUCUAGGGCUCUUUUCCGUUGAGGUAAACAAUUGGAUAUCAGGACAAAUCAUUGAUCAUGUAAAGCAGCUUUUAAUACAAAAGUCAGCCACAACCCUAAAUCGACUGUGCAGAGUAGAAAUUUGUGACUUCCCUAUGCUUCUAAUUCCCCUCGCUGAACUAGCAUCACAAAAAGGCGUCUCAAUAGUUCCAGAGGUCGCGGCUAAAAUUCUCCUAGGAGCGGUAGAACACGUUCGCUUUGAUCACGAACGACCUCUAUGGGUUGUGUUUUGGGACAGAUACAAACCCGACCGAGAGGUUAUUGCGAGUGCAUCGUCCCAGCAAGCUAGUGUCAUGAAGGGUUCUUAUCCUCCUGAGUCAUUGCGUUUGGCACUCUCACUUGAGAUGGGCGAGUUCUCAGAGAAUAUCCUCCCUGACACAUCAGCUAGCAUCUCGGACGAUGGGUGGAGCAGACCCAAUGAUGGCACCGGCAGCGGAUAUGGUGGGGUUGAACAUCAAGACGAGGAGGACGAUUUGUCCGAAGAUGACAACGAACCAGUAGAACAAGCCGUCGGUGAAGAGGAGUGUGGCAAGGGCAGUGAAAAACACGAUGUACAUUUUGUCCCAAGUGGGGAAGAUGAAACAUCCAGUGAAGGGUGGGAUGUUCGGCAUAUUGAUCGAGGUAGCUUGCCCAUAGCUCAUUAUACCGAU